Umbelopsis ramanniana AG is the source of this 996-nucleotide messenger RNA. RefSeq lists its product as uncharacterized. Bases 1 to 996 code for a protein of 331 amino acids. NCBI's taxonomy places the organism in Eukaryota, Fungi, Mucoromycota, Umbelopsidomycetes, Umbelopsidales, Umbelopsidaceae. The record is from RefSeq and is a predicted model, not a curated record. Gene Ontology annotation, biological process: regulation of transcription by RNA polymerase II. Gene Ontology annotation, molecular function: transcription coregulator activity. Gene Ontology annotation, cellular component: mediator complex. The transcript is spliced from 5 exons.
AUGUCUUCACCGUACUCCAGUAGCUCUUCCCCUGGCUACUAUUCUCCAAACAUUCCAAAGUACCAACAGAAUCACAAUCAACCGCUGAAAAAAUACGUCUUACAACCUCCAGCAAAACGCCUUCCAUUGAGCAAAACUAUGCCGAGCUUGGGUUAUCCGGACAUAUUUCCUCAAAAGCCUGGGCAAGAGGAAGAUUUCUUGAACGAGCAGACAAUGAGGAAUGGCUUCUUUGAUAAAAGCGUGGUUUCGAAUGAGCAUACCUGUGCACACGAUAUGGUGUAUGGAAAGCUUCAAGAUGAACAGCGAUUAUUGAGUGAAUUGGGUAAUUUCAUGGUAGACGUGCUCAAGCGACGACGAGAAGCGGGAAAGAUCGCAGGACCUGCAACGUUCAAAGCACCAAAUAGAGCCACUCUUAAUGACCAAAAGAAGGACCAAUGGAUGACAGAUCUGGCUGAAGGUGUUGUCCCAUUGCGUAAAUUAGCAAGGAAUGUCCCCCAUGGGUUCAAAGGAGAAAAGUUAUUAGACACAUUGGCUUCGAAACAAGUCCCAUUCAUGCGCGCAACAUGGUAUAUCAAAAUCGUGGGCAUGAAUGAAAUGAGAACCAAUAUCACCAACAACACUCACUCUGCACAGCAGCACAGUUUACAGUGGACGAUCGUCGUCGCGAAUCACUUGAAGAAGCAGUUAUCCGAAAUAUCACCUCCAAGUGCAAAUACGACAAAACCGUGGACCACUCCGGAACUUCGCCAGAAAUUUGAGCAACGUUGGCAUUAUAGCACCAAGCUUGCUAGAUGGCAAUACUGCGAAGGUUUACUUGAUCAGCGCACAUAUUUGAAGUGGUCACUAGAUUCACUAGCGAAUAGCUCAUCUUUCGAAGUCAUGUGGUUGAUCUUGAGUGCUGUGGUGAAAGAUUAUUUGGAUGAAUAUAAGCAGAACAGACUGCUCAUGCAUCUUCUAAUCGAAACGCUUGUCAAAGCGAACAAGGCUGUAAGUUGA